Molecule: messenger RNA, 1744 nt
Organism: Solanum stenotomum
Lineage: Eukaryota; Viridiplantae; Streptophyta; Magnoliopsida; Solanales; Solanaceae
Product: organic cation/carnitine transporter 4-like
Exons: 2
Coding region: 30-1604 (524 amino acids)
Biological process (GO): transmembrane transport
Cellular component (GO): membrane
Molecular function (GO): transmembrane transporter activity
Source: RefSeq, a predicted model, not a curated record
UAUAAUAUCAUUAGUAGGUAAAAUAAUAAAUGUCGUCGGCAUUAUCAUCACACGGCCAAUUAUACGACGGCGACCUCAGGUCGCCACUCGUCUCUCGAGAGGCGAACCCGAAAAAAAUAACGAUGGAUGAGAUGUUGGAGAAGUACUGCGGGGAGUUUGGGUUGUGGCAGGUGAGACACCUUGUGUUAACAUGCUUGGCUUGGUUACUGGAGGGGAUACUAACCAUGGUCAUGAUCUUUGCGGAUCGUGAACCAGCGUGGCAUUAUUUGACAAGCCACGCUGGUACAACGAGCCGUUGCUCUUCGGAGCCCGGCUCAUGGGAAUGGUCGGGUGGAAAUGGAAGUUCUACGAUAUCCGAAUUCGGAUUAAUAUGCGGAGACAAGUUUAAGGUUGGACUUGUUCAAUCUAUAUUUUUCGCUGGCUGCAUGAUCGGUGCGGGAGUAUUUGGACAUUUAUCAGAUACAAAAUUUGGGAGAAAAGGCUCCCUGGCAAUAAUUUGCAUUUUGAAUGCUAUUUUUAGUAUUCUAACUGCAUUCUCUUCCGAUUACUGGACGUACGUCUUGUUCCGAUUUCUCUCCGGUUUCAGCACUGGUGGGACCGGCCUUUGUGCUUUUGUUCUCUCGACUGAACCCGUUGGCCAAUCAUGGCGUGGCGUAGCUGGAAUGUCCACUUUAUAUUUAUACUCUACUGGAAUAGUCGUUGUAUCCGCCAUUGCUUAUUUCAUCCAACCGUGGCGAUCUCUCUACAUUGCUUCUUCAAUCCCUUCCCUUAUUUUCGUUAUCUUCGUAUUACCUUUCCUCCACGAGUCACCUAGAUGGUACCUCGUUAGAGGAAAAGUAGACGAAGCUAUGAAAAUUAUGCAGAAAAUCGCGGUUUCUAAUGGCAAACAAAACAUUCCUUAUGACGUUGUUCUUGCCCUCGAUUGUGAAGUAUCCAAGGACGAUAUCCCUAAUUCUAAAUUCAAUACCAAAAAAGCAUCAAUUUUAGAUGUAAUAAGGUCUCCUGUCACACGGAUUCGGUUGUUCGUAGCUGUGGCUACUAACUUCUUUUGUUCCAUUGUAUAUUACGGGUUGAGUUUGAACGCGGUUAAUCUCGGAACUAAUUUGUACCUCAACGUUGCACUUAAUUCAGUUUCUGAAAUGCCUGCCUAUUUAUUAACAUCAUUAGUGCUUGACAGGAUUGGUCGAAAGCCGUUAGCCAUAGGGACAAUGUGGUUCAGUGCGAUUUUCUGCUUAGUGGGGAGUUUUUUGAAGAGUACCGAUGAGACCUGGAAAAUUGUUAGGAUGGUGUGCGGAUUGCUUGGGAUAUUUGGAAUAUCUGGUACUUUCAAUUUGCUGCUCGUGUAUGGCAUGGAAUUGUUUCCAACUGUAGUGAGAAAUGCAGCACUAGGAUGCUCGAAGCAAGCCGUGAGUUUGGGGGCGAUUUUGGCUCCAAUUAUAGUUGUGUUAGGGGGCGGCGUGCCGUUUGCUGUAUUUGGGGCAUGUGGUAUUAUUGGAGGAUUUUUGGUAAUGUAUUUACCAGAGACGUUAAACAAGCCACUUUAUGAUACAAUGGAUGGAUUGCAAGAGGCUGAAGCAAAACCUGGGUUGGUAGCUUUGGAUUAGUUAGUUGAAUAAAAGAAAGUUUUAAACAUUUGUUCAAGUGUUUGAAAUUGAAAAUAAGCCAUUGAUUGGGAAAAAAGUGUUGUAAGCACUGUUAAAAUAACUACGAUAUUAUAAUAUUUGAUCUCACCUUGUUUGAGUAC